GAGGGACAAAACUACGCUUAACCAGUCGGAGUUAUCUUGCAUCGCACCAACGUCCUCUUCACUAAAAAGUGAAGUUAGCGCAUUGUCGGCCGUCAGUGACUAGCUAAUUGCCUAGCUAACGUUACUGCACAGAGGUCACCUGGACAUUGAUCAAAAUGGGGGUGAAAGACCGCCCUCAGUGUUACUUUGAUGUGGAGCUCAACCGUGAGCCAGUUGGGCGCAUAGUCUUUCAACUUUUUUUGGAUAUUUGUCCCAAGACAAGCAAAAACUUUCUCUCUUUGUGCACUGGUGAAAAAGGAACUGGCAAAAUCACAGGGAAAAAGCUGUGCUACAAAGGCUCCACAUUUCACAGAGUUGUAAAGAACUUUAUGAUCCAGGGAGGUGACUUCACCGAAGGAAAUGGAAGAGGAGGAGAGUCCAUAUAUGGUGGCUACUUUGAAGAUGAGAACUUCACUCUCAAACACGACAGAGCCUUCCUGUUGUCAAUGGCCAAUCGUGGGAAAGACACCAAUGGUUCACAGUUUUUCAUCACAACCAAGACGGCACCUCAUCUUGAUGGAGUUCAUGUCGUCUUUGGUCUAGUCAUCUCCGGCUUUGAAGUGAUAAAGAAGAUUGAGGGGCUGAAGACUGAUUCAGCCAGCAGACCCUACGCUGAUGUGAGAGUGACAGACUGCGGGCAACUUAUCACCAAGUCCGCUAAUGAUGUACUUGAAGGCAAGAGGAAAAGAACCCCCCAUUCUGCCGACUCGUCCCUCAAUUCCCACGACUCGUCUUCUCAGUUUUCUUCUUUGGUGGAAUCUGAAAGUGAAUCAGAUGAAAAGCACAAACAUCACAAGCACAAGAGCCAUGCAAGGAGUAAACGGUCAAAAAAGAAAAGGAGGGAAUCAAAGAAGGAGAGGAACACUGUUGUUCUGCCCACCAAGCAAAGCUCACACAGUCCUGUGGAAAGAGAGGUGCUGGAGGGAGAGAAUGAACAGAGUGGGAAAAGAGAGAAGCUGGUUGUCCGACCAGAAGAAAUCCCACCGGUGCCAGAGAACCGCUUCCUUCUGCGACGGGACUUGCCAUCUCAGGAAGAUAAAACAGAGAUGUCAGUUUUUAAAGUUGAGAAAGAAGAAACGUCUCUUUCAACUGACCAGAAACCAGCAGUCUCCAAGUCUGGACGGAAGAUCAAAGGCAGAGGAACAAUGAGAUAUCACACCCCCACAAGGUCUAAAUCGCGCUCUGCAUCUGUGGAAGAGCGUGGUAGCAGUGAAACUCCACCACACUGGAAAGAAGAGAUGAAGAGAACUAAAGUUUAUCAACCGCCGAGUGUCGAGAGAUGGAGCAAAGGAGACAAAUUGAAUGACCAUUCCUCAAGCAGAUGGGACGACAGAAGUGACUCUGCGUGGUCCCGCUCUCCAGAACACUCCUCAGACCACAGCUCUGAGAGGUCCAGCAUGCGCCGCCAACAGAAGAAAGAGAAGAAGAAAGCCAAACACAAGAAGAAGGCCAAAAAACGUAAACGUGGCAAGAAGAAGAGCUCCAAGAACAAAGCUCAUGAACCUCAUGUGUCAGAGGGUGAAAGGUCAGUGUCUUCAGAAAGACCGUCCAGAAGAUCCCAUUCUCCAUCUCGCUCCUCUUCAAAUCAGCAUCAUUCAUCAACUCGGAGGAGACGACAGUCCUCACUGUCCUUGAGAGACUCACGGUCCUACUCUAGGUCCUACACAUCUAGUCAGUCCAGAUCUAGAGGGAGGUCCAGGUCUUAUUCAAGAUCCAGAAGCCUUUCUAGAUCUAGAAGUCGGUCUUUAUCUAGGUCUAGAUCCAGAUCUCAGUCCUAUUCUCGAUCCCGGUCUAGAUCCAGGUCAAGGUCAAGAUCCAGGUACAGAUCUAGGUCUCCAUCCAGAAAGAGCAGUUCAUCCAGAUCCCCAAGAAAGAGGAAAGCCAGCAAGCCCAAAGCGGACGCCAUGAUCCAUGUGCCUGAGAAUCUUCCAGUGAGCAAAGUCGCGCCUGUCCCCAGACUCCCUACUGUGCCGGCUCCUGAAAGCAUCCCUGUGAUCCCCCUGAGCGACAGCCCCCCACCCUCACGCUGGAAACCUGGUCAAAAGCCCUGGAAGCCCUCCUACAUCCAUAUUCAGGAAAUUAAAGCUAAAGUAGCUCCCAGUAACAUUUCCUCCACUGGACAAGCAGCUGAAAGUGUUUCAGGAAAAACUCAGACUUCAGUUAUACCAAAGUGUCUGCCAGGUGACUCUGAAAGUGACAAAGCACACAAACCUGCAGGGCACUCACACAGCAGGUCCUCCAGAAGUAAGUCCUGCAGCCGCUCAAGGAGCAGAAGUUACAGUAGGUCCAGGUCCAGAUCCCCUUAUCAGUAUAACAGCAGGUCAUCCUCCUACAGCAGAUCAGGCUCUGAAAACUCCCAGAAAACAUGUAGCAACAAGAAGAAUUCAUUAGACAAGGAAUGGAAAGAGUAUUACAGCUCUCUAAAAAGGAUAAAAGAUUUAGAUAAGUACAUUGCACUCGCCAAUAGUCAAGAUGCUCACUCAGGAUCAGAGAACAGGGCAGGCUGUGAACAUAGUCCUGAUAUCAGUGUCUCGAGGAGAAGCGUCUCUUUGGAGAAAAUAAAAGAGGAAGGCAGCUCAAAAGCUCAAGAGACAAAGCAUUACGGCUCAAUGCCGGUGGAGAGCUUUAAUAGCAGGUCUGAAUGGGAUAGUGACAGUGAUAAAGUGAGCCAAAGCAACAGUGCUACCCUGUCAAAAAAGCAGAAACGAGCAGCUCAGACCAGUGAAAUUCUUGACAAGAAGUUGUCUGCUGUUACUGGAUGGAAUUCCGAAAGUGAUUCUGAAAAUAUAACAGCCAGGAUAAUGGCCAUAUCUGAAAAAGAGGAAGGGGAGGCAAGUUCAGAAUCAGAAUAUGAGACUUCCAGGAAGACAUCAGCGGUUGCAGCUGCUGCUACUGCUUCUGGUCAGUCAGAGGAAAGUCCUGAGAAGGCUGCAGAGCCAGAGAAGCACAAGAGCAAGAAGAAGGCCAAACGUAAGCACAAACACAAAAGACGAAGUGAGAACAAAAGUGGUUCCCAACACAGUAAGGACAAAAGAAAGAGAUCUAAGAGGAAACAUCAGAAGCUCAAAGAGACUUUUCACUGGCAGCCACCUUUAGAGUUCGGAGAGGAGGAAGAAGACGAUGAAUCAAAACGAGAGAAACACAGUCCUGGUAGAGUUGUCAAAGAAAGGCCUGGUGUGGAAAGUAUGAAUGAAAAGGACCAAAAUAUAACAUCUUUAAACAAGAAUCCUACUAGAGAAGAAGAUAGGGGGCAACAGAGAGCAAAAGAAUGUAUCAACAAAAACCCAAAACAUACUGAACCUCAUCUUCAGUCAUCCAACAGGAACGGUGCUAAUUUCCCCAGUAUCAAAGAGCAAGAGUCAUUAGAUGAUAUGGACAUUUGUACCCCUGAGCAUGAUGUUGAAAUUGUAGAACCUCCAGUUACACAGGAUUCUUAUUAUAAUGCCCCUGAAAUAGCUCUAAAAUCUACCUCAAAGUCUUCAGAUAUGGCCAGUAAAGAUGGUGCUUUACCUCAUAGCAAAGAACAGCCUUCAGUUACCUCCACAACAACAGCUGCUGGACUGCAAGAUCAAGCAACCACUGGCAAAACGGCUGGCACUGUAACUAAUUUCAAAUGGAGGCCUUUGAAAGGAAUGUCAGGUCUACAGAACGUGAACGUGCCACCCGUCACCACAAAAAACACUCUACUUCAAGAGAACCCGACCCCCAACACGCAGGGAGUAAGAAUGGAGAUAAAAAGCAAAAGCCGGGUCCGACCAGGAUCUCUGUUCGAUGAGGUUCGUAAGACCGCACGGCUCAACCAGAGGCCGAGGAACCAGGAGAGCUCCAGCGAGGAGAGCUCCCCCUCUGUGGGAAAGACGAGGGAAACACCACGCACGCGAUCCCCGAAGAAGUCCAGGUCUACAUCCAGGAAGUCUCGCUCCGUUUCCAGUCACCGGUCUCGCUCCAGAGGCUGGUCCCACUCCUACAGCAGGUCCAGGAGUAGAUCCCGCAGCUCCAGCUACUCUUCCAGGAGCCGCAGCAGGAGUCGGAGGAGACGCAGAAGAAGACGGUCACGUUCUCGUAGCAGCACAUAUCGAAGUUACAGGAGUCACAGUCGGACGUACAGUAGAAGUCAUUCCAGAAGUCGCUCAUAUAAUCGCCGUCGGAGAUCCAGGUCAGACUCCUACGACAGCUAUUCCAGUCGGAGUCGGAGCGUGAGCAGGAGACGAGAGCGCAGACGAAGUGACAGCUACAGGAGCUCAGACCGCCGAUCCCGGUCGUCCCGCUCCUCCAGUCGCAGUUCUUCCAGACGCAGAAGUCACAGUCGCAGCAGUCGCUACAGUUGAGCUCUCAAGUCUACAGAGAGGGAACAAAACCACCAAGUCUGGACACUGUGCAACACAAUAGCAACUACUAAAGCUCAGAGAGGAAAAAGUUGUAUUCCAUCUUGUUACUAGUUUUAAUACUAAUACUGUAUGCCCUACCCCCUACACACACACACACACAUAUAAGCUGACAUGACGGUCUUUGAGGAAAUGAAUGUUAUAGAAUGUAAAUUAAUAAACCACUUUACAAGCUUACACAAAGGCAGAUCUUUUAGGGACUGUCACAGCUGAGAAGAACUGGGCUGAAUCUUGUCAAUAUGGCCACUCUAGCAUCUUAGAGGUAUUAAGAAACUGUGAUAAAUAAUAUGAGAAAUAAGCUGUAUAUAUUUUAUAUUAUAUUCUUAUACACUGAAAUGUACAAUUAUACAUACUGUAAGUGUAUAAUCCUCACAGUUCUGAUGUGUGUGAGGAGUUAAUGGGUUAGUGGGUAUAGGUUGAAGUUAUGCAUUUAAUUCAGUGUCAGCAAAACAGAAUUCUUCAAUGGAAAAAAAACGAGCUGUAAUUUGUCUUUGUUCCAUUUGUUUUAUUACUGUAUCAUGAAUGUUAAAUUUACUCAAAGUAUAGUAUGUCUGAUUUUGAUUUUAUUCAAACAGUUAUGAAGGUUUACACAAUAAAUACCACCACAUCUUAA
Messenger RNA from Siniperca chuatsi (mandarin fish), 5037 nucleotides. RefSeq names its product natural killer cell triggering receptor (gene nktr). NCBI's taxonomy places the organism in Eukaryota, Metazoa, Chordata, Actinopteri, Centrarchiformes, Sinipercidae. The transcript has 17 exons. Gene Ontology annotation, biological process: protein folding; protein peptidyl-prolyl isomerization. Gene Ontology annotation, cellular component: nucleus. Bases 156 to 4367 code for a protein of 1403 amino acids. The record is from RefSeq and is a predicted model, not a curated record. Gene Ontology annotation, molecular function: peptidyl-prolyl cis-trans isomerase activity.